Molecule: messenger RNA, 4340 nt
Organism: Menidia menidia (Atlantic silverside)
Lineage: Eukaryota; Metazoa; Chordata; Actinopteri; Atheriniformes; Atherinopsidae
Source: the annotation of a GenBank genome assembly
UUCGGCCGCCUAUCUAGAGCGAAUACCUAACAGCCCAUACCAAUUGAAGGUAAGCAAGCUCACAUACGACCGCGACCUCGAUUUCUGAGUGUGCCGCUUCGCCCGCGCUUCCGUCGGACAGUCGUUCUACCAGAGGGCGCCGUCCCAUUGAAGUAAAUAGGCCUCUUUUAUUUGAGAUAUGUAUUUAACAACUUCUGACCCCACCUUCCUUGUCAGUGACUUGGGUGUGUGUAGGUAGUUUCACAGUGUUGGCAAUUUUAAUUCUCGUAGCGUGCUAUUGUCGCAUUAUGUAACGACUGGUGGCUAUAAUUCAUAUCGAUGAUUGCGGAGGCCUUGGGAAACGGGCCUAAAGCCUCGUAUGUGUACCCUUUGUUUGAAAGUAUAUGGCUAUAAAUAUGUAAUUUACAUAAAUCACAAUAGAUCGUUUUUAAGACCAAUGAACUACUACAUUUAUCUUAUGACUAUGCUUAUAUUUUUGUAAGUAAAAGUAAACUGGAAAUAGACCUUUUAUAGUGUUACCAUUUGCUUAUGUUUCCGUUUCCUGGUUAGCUACCGCCUACUAAUUUGUGUUUUUAGCCUCUUGAGCUAACUAGCUAAAUAGACUUUUUGCGUUUAGGACUUGUGAUAAUAUGCGUAUCCAACACAACACAAGUAAAGGUUUACAGUCUGCAUUAGGACACGUGUCUUUUGGAUGCAAACUUGUUUACAAAUUUAAAUUACAAAGUUUCACAGCUGUUAAUCGCUCUCAAGCUAACGUAGCAGGCUAGCUCCCCCCUCCGUACACAACUGUAAGUUUACGCUGUUUGCUCUAAGUCCGGUUCUUCUCGUCUUGAUUUAAAUGUUUAAAGUAAACCGAUUUUGAAACAUGGAACACACAUUUUACGAGUUUGUGCGGGUCCAGUGUAUGCUUCAGAUGUCAGAUUUGAAGUAUUCCUUAUAGUAACUGGGAAAAAAGUUGUAUGCAUCAACUAAGCUAUGGUUAAAAUAAAGAAGUGCCCUGUGUUCUGUAGCAUCACAUGUUUGAAAUGAAGGGUUACGUUUAUUACCGUAAAGGAGCACUAAAAGGUUUUAUUUUAACAAAGAUCUUAACUUAGCUGACACUUAAUCAGUCUUGAGACGGUGCCCUUAGAUUAGAUGAUGUUAAAGCAAGAAGCAAAUAUUCAGAGGAAUUUUCUUUUUUUAAGUUUGAUAUUCUCAAGCAUCUUAGGCUCCUUUCAGAGUGUAUUAUUCAUGCCUUUCCCUCACUCAUAUACAAAAUAAAUGUAUACUAUACAAUACAGAAUAAACAGUUUUCAGAUAUUUUGGGGGGGAAAUCUGUCUUUUUCUGCUCUGUGCUUGACAUUACGUCUUAAGGCUAAAAUUCUUAGUUUUUUCCUGUCUUUAUCCCAUCAGCUGAUGUUGUCUAGGACAAGAGUCACGUGAUGUAUGAAGGCAAACACAUACACUUCUCAGAGGUGGACAAUAAGCCGUUGUGUUCGUAUAGUCCAAAGCUGUGCAAGCAGCGCAGACUUAAUGGCUAUGCGUUCUGUAUCCGGCACGUUCUGGAGGAUAAGACGGCUCCCUUCAAGCAAUGUGAAUAUGUGGCAAAGUAUAACAGCCAGCGAUGUACCAACCCCAUCCCCAAGUCUGAGGACCGCAGGUACUGCAACAGCCACCUGCAGGUCCUUGGCUUUAUCCCCAAGAAGGAGCGGAAAAAGAAGCACGACGCUUUGGAGGAAAUGCGCCCUCGGGCUCACGUGGAGUCAUUGGCUCUCAAUAUUACUGUGCCCUCUUUAGCUCUGAAAGCUCCCAAUGGUAUAAAUGAACUCCCACCAUCUCCCCCCUGCGCACGCCUGUUACCCCUCCCUGAUGGGGAACUCCUGGACCCUUUUGCCUUCUACGAGGACGACACAGACGGGGAGGAGGUGAGCACCCCUCGGAAGGGCAACGCCAUCAAGAAGAAACUACAGAGUCGGCUGAUCCUCAACCAGAAACUCUGCAAUGAUACAGAACUCUUCCAGCCUCCUUCUGAGCACUUUAGCCCCUCCCCUGUUUCCCGCGCGCACCCCUCAUCGCCGCUCAGCACGCUUCUCCCGCGACAGCAGCCAGGUCUUUUCCAGCAGCCUCAGCACUCCACCUCCUUCACCUUCCCAGGACAGCAGCAGGGUUUAUUAUGCAAUCCACCACCACCUCAGACGGUCAACUUUCUGCCUCCAGGGGCGCCUCCAAAUGCGGCGCCCAGUCCAGGGCAACAUUCUGGACCAUCGCUCAGCAGGAAAAUGCCUUUCGCUGGUACUCCAUUGCCUGCCAAUUGCAAGGACAGUGGCAGUAACAAUCAGCGGCAUGUGGUCGUCAUGCGUCCCACGGCCUUCUCACCUUCCGCCAGCUGCCUGGCCAGGUUGCAACACCUCGUCCAGCUCUGUGCCAAGAGACACCAGGAGCACGGAGACCUCUUUCCCCAUCUAGGUUUGGACUGGUCGGAGGACAGUGCAGACGAAGACCACGAAGAAGAGCAGGCAGAGAGAUUAGCUCAUUUUCAGAGCUCAUGGAGACCGCGCAAUGGGCUGGAAGACGACAGCGGGUCGUCGCGGCGCACGCGGCUCCUCCGGCUGUGCUCCUACCUCCAGGAGAAGUACAAGCACAUGUGCAGGCAGGAGAGGGCCAGCAUCCGCCAGAAGAGGUGCCGCUACGCCUUCCGCAAAGCCCUGCUGCACGCCGCCAGCAACAACCCCGGCUGCGCGGGCCAGCUGAUCCAGGAGCUGAGCGCUGCCUCCCGCAGCUCGUCAUGCGCGGCGCCCCAGAAGCCGCAGAGCGCGGGGCCGGGGACGUGCACCGGCAGCACAAAGGGCCAGGCCUGCAGCAACAGGGCUCUGCCCUUCACCCGCCACUGCUUUCAGCACAUUCUGUUGAAUCGCUCCCAACAACUCUUUGCGAGUUGCACGGCCAAAUUUGCAGACGGUCAGCAGUGCUCCAUCCCCGUGUUUGAUAUCACACACCAGACGCCCCUCUGUGAAGAGCAUGCCAAAAAGAUGGAUAAUUUCCUGCGCGGCGACGGGAACCGCCGGGUGCAGCACCAGCAGCAGCGAAAGCCACGUAAAAAGACCAAACCGCCGGCGCUCACCAAAAAACACAAGAAGAAGAGGAGGAGAGGGCCGCGGAGGCCUCAGAAGCCCAUCCCCCCCGCGCUGCCGCAGGGCAACCUGGGGAUGCCCUCCACCAGCCUGGCGCUGCCCUCGCAGGCCAGCAUCAGGAGCCCCUCCACCCCCGACCUGAGCACAGAGGAGCUGCCUGACGACAUCACCAAUGACAUAGCAGACAUUCCAAAUGACCUGGAGGACUUCUCCGAUGUGUUGCCCCGGCUACCCGACGACCUGCAGGACUUCGACCUGUUCGAAGGCAAGAACGGGGAGCUGCUGCCCACCACGGAGGAGGCGGAGGAGCUGGUGCGCGCGCUGCAGGCCAUGGGCUCCUACCCGGACUCCCUGGUGUGCCUGAGCUCCAUGGCAGACCUGGCCCCUGCCGAGGGGGUGGACCACAGAGCCAUGGCCGUGUUCCCGGGACCAGUCCAGCAGGGGGGGAUGGGCGCCCUGCUCACCAGCCGCAUCCCCCCCGAGAACUUCAGCAGCCUGGAGCUGGAGGACAACCUCCUGCACGGCCCGCCCGCCGCGUCCUGCUCCAGCAUCACCUCCUCUUCCUCUGUGGUGGCCCCCUCCCCCUCCCCCCUGCUGACGCAGGCCCCCCCGCCGGAGCGGACGUUUCCUCGGACGCACGCGUCCCACGUCUUGGCCAAGUCGGACGCGGCCACGCCCCCCCCCCAAGGCAGCCACUACAGCAGCGAGCCGUCGCCCUACGGCGAGCACGCCAGCUCCUUUCAGACCGACCCCCCCCUGCUGCUGGAGGUGCCCCUGAGCGGCGUGCCGGGGCCCCCCCGCUCCACCUGGAACAACCUCCCGCUGGCCCUGGCCGACCCCACCCAGUUCGGCAGCCUCAUCAGGUCAGACAGUCAUCUCAUAUCCACGUCUCUGUCCACCCCCCCCGCCACCACCCACUCCGUGACGCUGCAGCCCAUGGCCGCCCUGUCGGCCCUGCCGCAGAGCGCCAUGACCGGGCUGACCGCUCCCCCCGGGCCCCCCUCCUCCCUCCCCGCCUCCUCCCACGACCUGCUGGCCUCCACGCAGCCCAAGCAGCAGCUCCCUCAGUUCAGCGCGGCCUUCGGCCAUCAACUGGCCUCCCACAGCGGCAUCCCGAAAGACGUGCAGCCCAGCCACAGCUCCACGGCCCCCCCCGCCGGCUUCUCCAACGUCAGUGCCACCGCUGCAAGUGCCAACAGCGCCACGCCCCCCUUCACGCACAGCAAAUGA